This is a messenger RNA of Branchiostoma floridae (Florida lancelet), 1317 nucleotides long. RefSeq lists its product as uncharacterized. NCBI's taxonomy places the organism in Eukaryota, Metazoa, Chordata, Leptocardii, Amphioxiformes, Branchiostomatidae. The coding region runs from base 1 to 1317 and encodes 438 amino acids. The record is from RefSeq and is a predicted model, not a curated record. The transcript has a single exon.
AUGAACGUGGACGCCUCUCCUGUCCGUGGAGAAUACAAGUGCGAGAUUUACAGGGUGUACGUCCAGGGUGCCAUUAGGUACCUCCUGACUGUUCAUGAUGUGACAAGAACCCAUCUGCGGGAACUUAGCCAUUGCGUCACACAAUACCUUAAGAGAUGGACCAAUAUGAAGAAGUCAUCCGACCCGGGUAUACUCUACCAUAGCCAUGGGCUAGGACUCACAUCUGUUGAACAAAUCUAUAUGCAACAACACGCCAAUGUGAUUGCUACAGUCCUGACGGCUGGUGACGCCAGUGUCAAGAAUGCCCUGGAGGCUAAAGUAGAAAGAGAAUCGUCCCUCUCGCGCAAGUCAACGGGUACGUUGGAAUGCCACACAGUCGUUGAACAAAGCUUAGCAAUAUUGUCCAACGAGGAAUCCCAAGACAACCAUGAAACCCCAGCUCAAACCAAGAAGAAGCUGUGCCAAACAGUCAAAGCCAGGAUGCAAAAGGAAUAUGAUUGUAAAGUGGAGGAACAUUGUAGCACCCUUACGGUUCAAGGUAGAUGGACAGAACUACUGGAGGCCGAAAGAUCUGACACAAGCUGGAGAAGUUCCCUGUCCAAUGCCCCGCGAGGUGUCUUUGAGUUCGCGUUGAACGGGAUGGCGAACUGGCUCCCCACACGGGACAACUUAGUCCGGUGGGGGAAGCUUCUGUCUACAAAGUGUCCGUUGUGUAAAGGACACCAGUCCCUUCGGCAUGUCCUGAAUGCCUGCCCUGUGGCACUGACGGACAGGUACACUUGGCGCCACAAUAGUGUACUGAAGGAGCUGGUAACCACCCUGCAGCGCUGGCAUUCUACACUGGAGACGUCAGCAGUUACAAUACGAUGUGACCUCAGCCCUGAUGUCAUAGAGGGCGGGACACACACAACAGUACCCCCAGACAUCCUCCCUACAUCUCUCGUACCGGACAUUACUGUUCAGAACACAGCCGAACAGAAGCUAACCCUUAUCGAACUGACUGUUCCAUUUGAGCAAAAUGCCCAGGCUGCUGAAGAUAGAAAACUUGCCAAAUAUGAACACCUUAAGGAAGAGUUAAACUCGCAUAGCGACUAUAGUGCUACUGUAGUUACAAUAGAGGUCGGUAGCAGGGGAUGGGUGAACAGUGACAAUGUCAAAAAGCUGAAAUCCUUAUGCCCUGUACGUAAGAAGGACAGUGAGGUGAGAGAGUUGAAGCGCAGGUUAGGACACUGUGCCCUCUGCACAUCGUACGCAAUUUACUGUGCAAGGAACAACCCUGUAUGGGAGUCGCCGUCCGGGCUGUUUUCCAGCCGAUGA